Cadophora gregata is the source of this 252-nucleotide messenger RNA. RefSeq lists its product as uncharacterized. The transcript is spliced from 2 exons. The record is from RefSeq and is a predicted model, not a curated record. NCBI's taxonomy places the organism in Eukaryota, Fungi, Ascomycota, Leotiomycetes, Helotiales, Ploettnerulaceae. The coding region runs from base 1 to 252 and encodes 83 amino acids.
AUGUCGUCGUUCGACGUACAAACACUGACGAAGGACGCUGGGUUCUUCAGCGAUGCCGCCAACACCCCCACCACUGUUGAAGGAUCAGGGCAGAGGGUGUACUGGCGGGAAUGUUUUAUUCGAGUUUACAAGGCUGGCGACAGGGAGAACCCCACAGAAAAGCACAGCACUUGCGAUGGAGAAGGUUUGGUGCAGAAGGGUAUCAAUCUUUGGUUCGGUGGGAAGAAUGGACAGGUGAAAGAAGAAUCAUAG